Messenger RNA from Penicillium antarcticum, 444 nucleotides. RefSeq lists its product as uncharacterized. NCBI's taxonomy places the organism in Eukaryota, Fungi, Ascomycota, Eurotiomycetes, Eurotiales, Aspergillaceae. The record is from RefSeq and is a predicted model, not a curated record. Bases 1 to 444 code for a protein of 147 amino acids. The transcript is spliced from 2 exons.
AUGGGAUCAUCAGGCGUCUUCGCAAAGACAAUCCUAAUACCAGCCCUAAUAGCCCUAACAAUCUACCUCCUAACAACCUGCCUAAUCCUCCCCCUCUUCCGACGCUACCACACCCGCUACAGCCAAUACCUCCCACUACACAACAUAUCAGCGCACACUCUCUCCCUCCGAGACCGGAUAGCCGACAAGCUAAUGCGCUUCUUUCUCCGUUCGCGGGGGGCGCAUCACAUGCACCACGAAGAUGACAAUAUCAGUAUUGAUGAUGAGGAGGGGGAGAUUCUGGUGAGGAUGGAGAUGGAUGCUGCUAGACGGGAGGUUUUGGAGGGGAGACGUGGGGAUGGGACUGAGAGGAGGUUGAGUCGGGAGUUGGAGGUGGGUUUUAUGGACGAUAGUGAGAGUGAUGAGGAGAGGAGUGGGAAUGGGAAUGGGAUUGGGAGGCGUUGA